AUGGCGGCGGCGGCGGGGAAUCGCGCCUCGUCGUCGGGCUUCCCGGGCGCCGGGGCGGCGAGCCCCGAGACGGGCGGCGGCGGCGAGACUCCGCAGGCCAGCAGUGCGCCCACGGCGGCCGCGGGACUCCUGCGGGAGGCGGGCAGUGGGGGCCGCGAGCGAGCUGACUGGCGGCGGCGGCAGCUGCGCAAAGUGCGGAGUGUGGAGCUGGACCAGCUGCCGGAGCCGCAGCUCUUCCUAGCCGCCUCUCCGCCGUCUUCCUCCACUUCCCCGUCGCCGGAGCCCGCGGACUUGGCGGCGAACGGGAGCGGUUUCCAGUCCCUGGCGGUGCCGCCGCCUCACGGAGUCGCGAGCCGCGGCGGCGCCCACCCUGCUGAGACGGUGGCCGCUUCGGACAGCGGCGCCCCGAGCCCCGCGGGGGCCGAGCCCGGGGAGAAGCGGACGCCCUCCGGCGAACCGUCUCCUGCAGCCGCCCCCACUGGGCGAGAGAUGGAGAAUAAAGAAACUCUCAAGGGGCUGCACAAGAUGGACGAUCGCCCAGAAGAGCGAAUGAUCAGGGAGAAGCUGAAGGCAACCUGCAUGCCAGCCUGGAAGCAUGAGUGGCUGGAGAGGAAGAACAGGAGAGGGCCUGUGGUGGUGAAACCAAUCCCUGUUAAAGGAGAUGGAUGUGAAAUGAGUAACUCGGCAGCUGAACCUCACGCGGAGGGCCAGUCGAGUGCCACCUCCACUGCCCCCAAAGGACGCCGCAGCCCCUCUCCUGGCAGCUCCCCUUCGGGCCGCUCCGUGAAGUCAGAGUCUCCUGGAGUAAGGAGGAAAAGGGUCUCCCCGGUUCCUUUUCAGAGUGGGAGGAUCACACCACCCCGAAGAGCCCCUUCACCCGAUGGCUUUUCGCCAUACAGCCCAGAGGAGACAAACCGCCGUGUCAACAAAGUGAUGCGAGCCAGGCUGUACUUGCUGCAGCAAAUAGGACCCAACUCCUUCCUGAUUGGAGGGGACAGCCCAGACAAUAAGUACCGAGUGUUUAUUGGGCCACAGAACUGCAGCUGUGGACGUGGAACGUUUUGUAUCCAUCUGUUAUUUGUUAUGCUCCGGGUGUUUCAACUAGAACCUUCAGAUCCAAUGUUAUGGAGGAAAACAUUAAAGAAUUUUGAGGUUGAGAGUUUGUUCCAGAAAUAUCACAGUAGGCGUAGCUCAAGGAUCAAAGCUCCAUCUCGUAACACCAUCCAGAAGUUUGUUUCACGCAUGUCAAAUUCCCAUACAUUGUCAUCAUCUAGUACUUCUACAUCUAGUUCAGAAAACAGUAUAAAAGAUGAGGAGGAACAGAUGUGUCCUAUCUGCUUGUUGGGCAUGCUUGAUGAAGAAAGCCUCACCGUGUGUGAAGAUGGCUGCAGGAACAAGCUGCACCACCACUGCAUGUCCAUUUGGGCAGAAGAAUGUAGAAGAAAUCGAGAACCUCUCAUCUGUCCUCUCUGUAGGUCCAAGUGGAGAUCUCAUGAUUUCUAUAGCCAUGAAUUGUCAAGCCCUGUGGAUUCCCCUUCCUCUCUCCGAGCUGCACAGCAGCAAACCAUGCAACAGCAGCCUUUAGCUGGAUCCCAAAGGAGGACCCAAGAGAGCAAUUUUAACCUUACUCACUAUGGAGCUCAGCAGAUCCCCCCUGCUUAUAAAGACCUCGCUGAGCCUUGGAUUCAGGUGUUUGGAAUGGAACUCGUUGGCUGCUUAUUUUCUAGAAACUGGAAUGUAAGAGAGAUGGCCCUCCGGCGUCUUUCCCACGAUGUUAGUGGGGCCCUGCUGUUGGCCAAUGGGGAAAGCACUGGAACUUCAGGGGGCAGUAGUGGAAGUAGCCCAAAUGCUGGAGCUACCAGUGGGUCCCAGACCAGUAUCUCAGGAGACGUGGUGGAGGCGUGCUGCAACAUUUUGUCCAUGGUCUGCGCUGACCCUGUCUACAAAGUGUACGUUGCUGCUUUAAAAACAUUAAGAGCCAUGCUGGUAUAUACUCCUUGUCACAGUUUGGCAGAAAGAAUCAAACUGCAGAGACUUCUCCGACCAGUUGUGGACACCAUUCUGGUCAAGUGUGCAGAUGCCAAUAGCCGUACAAGCCAGCUGUCCAUAUCAACAUUGCUGGAAUUAUGCAAAGGCCAAGCAGGAGAAUUGGCAGUUGGUAGAGAAAUACUUAAAGCUGGGUCUAUUGGCAUUGGUGGUGUGGAUUAUGUCUUAAAUUGUAUUCUUGGAAACCAAAUGGAAUCAAACAAUUGGCAAGAACUCCUCGGCCGUCUUUGUCUUAUAGAUCGACUGUUGUUGGAAUUUCCUGCCGAAUUUUACCCUCAUAUUGUCAGUACUGACAUUUCACAAGCUGAGCCUGUUGAAGUCAGAUAUAAGAAGCUGCUGUCCCUCUUAACCUUUGCUUUGCAGUCCAUCGAUAAUUCUCACUCAAUGGUUGGUAAACUCUCCCGAAGGAUCUUCUUGAGUUCUGCAAGAAUGGUUACUGCGGUGCCCCACGUGUUUUCAAAACUGCUAGAAAUGCUGAAUGUUUCUGGUUCCACUCACUUCACUAGGAUGCGCCGGCGUUUGAUGGCUAUUGCCGACGAGGUAGAGAUUGCUGAGGCCAUCCAGCUGGGCCUAGAAGACACUUUGGAUGGUCAGCAUGACAGUUUUGUGCAGGCAUCUGCCGCGAAGGGUUAUCCAGAAGCCACGGAGAACAGUUCGCAGGAGCACACGGUCCAUGUAGACAAAACUGGAAAAGGAUUAUGUACUGCAAAGUUGAGUGCUAGUUCAGAGGAUAUUUCUGACAGACUGGCCGGCAUUUCGGUAGGACCUCCUAGUUCAACAACAACAGAACAACCAAAGCCCGUGGUUCAAACAAAAGGCAGGCCCCAUAGUCAGUGUUUGAACUCCUCUUCUCUAUCGCCUCAUCCCCAGUCUGCUUUCCCAGCCCUGUCCACCCCUUCUUCAUCUGCCCCAUCUGUACCAGCUGGCACGGUACCAGAUGUCUCCAAGCAUAGACCUCAGGGAUUUGUUCCCUGUAAAAUACCUUCCGCAUCUCCUCAAACCCAGCGCAAAUUUUCUCUACAGUUUCAGAGAACCUUUUCUGAAAACAAAGACUCAGAUAAACUUUCCCUAAUCUUUACUCAGUCAAGACCCGUGCUCUCUAGUAAUAUACACAGGCCAAAGGCAUCUCGACCCACCCCAGAUAAUGCAAGUAAACAGGAAGAAAGUGCAAAGCAUACCAUGACCCUUGAUCUGAGCAGUACUUCCAAAUGUGAUGACAGCUUUGGUGGUAGCAGCAGUGGUAGCAGUGCUGUUAUCCCCAGCGACGAGACGGUGUUCACCCCGGUAGAGGAGAAGUGCAGAUUAGACGUCAAUACAGAGCUAAACUCCAGUAUCGAGGACCUUCUUGAAGCAUCCAUGCCUUCAAGUGAUUCAACAGUGACUUUCAAAUCAGAAGUUGCUGUCCUCUCUCCUGAAAAGGCUGAAAAUGAUGAUACCUACAAAGAUGAUGUGAGUCAUAAUCAGAAGUGCAAAGAAAAGAUGGAAGCUGAAGAAGAAGAAGCUUUAGCAAUUGCCAUGGCAAUGUCAGCAUCUCAGGAUGCCCUACCCCUCGUUCCCCAGCUGCAGGUUGAAAAUGGAGAAGAUAUCAUCAUCAUCCAACAGGAUACACCAGAGACUCUACCAGGACAUACCAAAGCAAAGCAGCCUUACAGAGAAGAUACGGAGUGGCUGAAGGGCCAACAGAUAGGCCUCGGAGCAUUUUCUUCUUGUUACCAGGCUCAGGAUGUGGGAACCGGAACUUUAAUGGCUGUCAAACAGGUGACAUAUGUUAGAAACACAUCUUCUGAGCAGGAGGAGGUGGUAGAAGCAUUAAGAGAAGAGAUAAGAAUGAUGAGUCAUCUGAAUCAUCCCAACAUCAUCAGGAUGUUAGGAGCUACGUGUGAGAAGAGCAACUACAAUCUCUUCAUUGAAUGGAUGGCAGGUGGAUCUGUAGCUCAUUUGCUGAGUAAAUAUGGAGCCUUCAAGGAAUCGGUUGUUAUUAACUACACUGAGCAGUUGCUUCGUGGCCUUUCAUACCUCCAUGAAAACCAGAUCAUUCACAGAGAUGUCAAAGGUGCCAAUUUGCUAAUUGACAGCACAGGUCAGAGGCUGAGAAUUGCAGAUUUUGGAGCUGCAGCGAGGUUGGCAUCAAAAGGAACUGGUGCAGGAGAGUUUCAGGGACAGUUACUGGGAACAAUUGCAUUUAUGGCACCUGAGGUACUGAGAGGUCAGCAGUAUGGGAGGAGCUGUGACGUGUGGAGUGUUGGCUGUGCUAUUAUAGAAAUGGCUUGUGCUAAACCACCGUGGAAUGCAGAGAAGCACUCCAAUCAUCUCGCUCUGAUAUUUAAGAUUGCUAGUGCAACUACUGCCCCAUCGAUUCCUUCACAUCUGUCUCCUGGUUUACGAGAUGUGGCUCUUCGUUGUUUAGAACUUCAACCUCAGGACAGACCUCCAUCAAGAGAGCUACUGAAGCAUCCAGUCUUCCGUACUACGUGGUAGCCAUUUAUACAGGUGAACUGUCACGGAGACAGGAUGCCCAACAAGAGAAUUACAAACUUUUGUGGGGAACCACAUUGAUAAUCUGCUGGCCUUCAUGCCGCUGAACCAGCUGUGAACACGGCCAGUGGGGAACCUUUACCUAAGUAUGUGAUUGACAAAUCAUGACCUGUACCUAAGCUCAGUGUGCAAAAGUCCACAGCUGUGCAGAAACU
Messenger RNA from Elephantulus edwardii (Cape elephant shrew), 4736 nucleotides. RefSeq names its product mitogen-activated protein kinase kinase kinase 1, E3 ubiquitin protein ligase (gene MAP3K1). The coding region runs from base 1 to 4524 and encodes 1507 amino acids. The record is from RefSeq and is a predicted model, not a curated record. The transcript is spliced from 20 exons. Gene Ontology annotation, molecular function: ATP binding; zinc ion binding; protein kinase activity. Gene Ontology annotation, biological process: protein phosphorylation. NCBI's taxonomy places the organism in Eukaryota, Metazoa, Chordata, Mammalia, Macroscelidea, Macroscelididae.